CUUGUAGCUCUCGUUGUUUGUUAGCUGUCAGUCUGCGGAGCGGAGCGAUGCCAGCCAUCUGACCGCGGGACUGAGGGAAACACUGGGUUUAUAAAUUGUCACUUGUCCUCUGGAAUGAGGUCUGGAACCAGCCACGAGCAAUAACAAGAGCCAUGGUGACCAAGAAGAUCCGGACGGAGUACAUGAAGAAGUUCAGAGAUCCCCGAUGGGACACGUUCUCUAAAUGCUACGAGGACUCCCUGAAGUACCGUCUAACCCGGCGAGUGAUUGAGCAUUCCCACAAGCCCUGGUUCUGGGAGGGUUGGGACAGCAGCUCCGAAUCCAGUGGAUUGUCCACUCCAAGGCUGACCAGAAACAAAGUGGCCCCCCUGUCCCUUCCACCACCGACGCCGUCGGAGGGGAAGCUGAGGCAGGCCAGCCCUGCACCAAAAAAGCCCAGUGAGAGCGUGGAUGCUGAGGAGGGGGUGAAGGAGGAGGCAGAGAUAGACGCUGCAUCGCCUACAGUGUUAGAAGACGGCGUGAAAGAAGCAAGCGUGAAUUCAUUGGAGGCAGCUCCUCCCACCAGCAGACCCUCAGACGACACAGGGACGGACAACGGUCCUGCCGACACGCAGUCUUCUGACGGGGAGCCGGUAAACCCGCCACAGAGGCAACGUCAUCGCCGCCGCACCCCUCGGUCCAAGCCCAGGCACCGUGACAGCUCCCAUGACGACACACCGGCCGUCAUCCACAAACCCCCAAGAGCCAAGAGCCAGCCAGCUAUCAGCACCAUCACCAAGGAGAACCGGAGACCGUCCAGCAGACUGGACUUGACCGAGAGACAGACGGAGGUCAGGAGGACACCGAAUGAUAGCAACACGUCCGACGCCUGUGUCCAGACCCGCAGACAGUCCAACAAGCGGGGCUCAAACCAGGACCGUCGGCGGGCUCAAUCAGCCGACCUGGAGAAGAUGAGGCGGUCGCAGCUCACGGUGGUGGAUGACCGCUGGAUGACAGAGUAUAUGCGCUGCUUCUCCGCCCGGCUGAGGUAGAAACAGGAUCCUCCGCCCCAUCAGACCCCUGAAAAAAAACAACAUGUUUCCAUACAGAGCAAAUAUCAGACAGAGGAACAGGGGGUUUGUUGAGCUGAAAAAAAACAAGAAAAACUGCCAGUGUGGUUACAGUCCAUCAAAUGAAAACACCUGUUUGGUUUCACUAUUAGUCUUCAGAGUGGCAGACAGAUAGAGUCAAGAAGUGGGCCGAAAAAUUCAGCUUAAACUUUGCAACAGAGAAUCAUACAGUAUUAUGUUUCAUAGAAGUUUACAUUAAUUCCCCUGAAAUCUCACCUUCCAUCCUUCUAACGUCACUGAACUCAAACAUGUCUUUAUUUUAGAUAGCAGUCACUUUGAGCUUUCCAUUAGCAGCUUCUAACCUCACUGCACUUUGAACUUUUGAUGAUUGGUUAUCAUGCACAGAGUCUGGAAUAGUGCUGUAAUAAUUGAAUUAAAGGGGUCACUGGGAGAGACAAACCUACAGAGAAUUAACUGCUGCUUCGUUUGGCUUCAUAGUGACCUUUAUUUAUUAUUUAUUUAUUUAUUUAUUUAACCUUUAUUUUACCAGGCAGAAUUGCUUGAGAUCAAAUGACCUCUUUUUCGAGCAAGGCCUGGCCAAAAUAAUUCAAUGUGAUGCUUCACUUUCAACACUUUUUGAGCAUUGCUUUAAAAGAAGACGUGAAAACCCAUUUUACAGCUGCUCAUCACCAAACAGAAAAGCUGAAGAUCAGUUUGUAAACAUAGUGUAGCUUAAGACACCGUGCAGGUUGUGAAACUACAAUUGAGUGAAUAUUGGACUUCUUACCUGGUCUACACAGAAACAGUGAAAAUAAGUGAUGUAAACUUUCCCCUCUUGUUUGCUGCCUUCGAGUGGCCAAAUAAAUCAGGUGAACAAGAUCUUUUCCCCCCAGCUCUUAAAUGAAAGUCAUCCAGACACAAAACAAACAGGACUGUAACUCAAACUUGAUGACCUGAAAUAAACCUGCCCACUUCUUGACUUUGCCCACUCAGCAUUCCUUCUUUGAAGAUGUUCUUUAUAAUGAUGUAACGAGACGACGGUAUUCUUGUUGAGUCAGCUUUUCUCAGAGAAUGACUGCUGUCAAGAGAAAACAAAACACCAACUCUGUCUUUUAAAUAGAAACUUUAAUUUAAAAUAUCAUUUAUUUGCAGACUUUAAUGUAACUGUAUGUCCUCACUUUAGAAAUGUACAACAGAAAUAGUCCUGAAACCGCUGCUACUUCCCAGCUGACACAUCUAAACCAAGCCUGAAUUAAGACUGUUAAGUACUCAUGUAUGAGUGAUGUCAUACACUCUCUAAGUUAUGUUAUUAUGAUCAAACUUCAUAGAUUUAACUCUUUUUAAGAUUUUAUAACAAGAAAAAAAAACAUCCAGAUAAAUAUUUGAAUGUAUUUUAGUUUCUGAGCAUGAAACAUCUGCUGCUGGGCUUUAUUUGUCCAUUUCAUCAUCUUCUUUUUUCUUUCUCAAAAGGCAGCUGUGUUUCCAUUUUAUAUCUCAAAGGCAGCAGAAAGGACCAAACUGAUGUAUUUUUGAUAUUUGACUAUUUUGGAUGCAAAGAUUUGACAUUUAGAUUAGAGUAAUCUAUAAAAACAGAAGAUUUAUUAAAAAGAAACACUAGUAUUUCAGAUAUUUUGAGAGUUAAAUGUAUUUAAAGCUGUACUAUAUUGAUAAGAAGCUCAGAGUUGAGUUUGUUUUUGCAGCUUUGGAACUUUAAGAUGCAGCUUCAUGAAUAUAAAAUCACUUAAAAGGCUAACACGGUGCUUUUCUCUAUAAACGGCUGUGCUAACGUCGAAACUUUCUUUAAGUAUUAAUUGUAAUUUAAAAAAAAAAAGAUUUGGGCCUUAAGGCCGUCAUCAACAGUGACUUUCUGGAUCAACUUCUUUUACAAGUCUGUCAUUUCCAGAUUCAACCAUUUGUUUUUAUUUCUAAUAAACUUCAAUAUUUCUCACAUUUGUAAAAACAUUUUUAUUUUAAAUUGUUAUGCUAAAUAAUCAUCAUGGUCUUUAACUGCUACUCAUUUAUAAUAAAGAACACUUUUAUUUUUAAUGAGUAAGUAAAUAACAAUUUUCUUCUUUACGAAAAUCUUCAUUCAGAAAAUGAAUUCAGAAAUAUUGUGGAAUGAGGCGCAGGCGUUCAAAUCCGACCUGUGGCUACUUUCCAGCAUGUCAUUCCCCACUCUCUCUCUGUCACUGAUUACUGACUCUAUCCACUGUCCUAUCUCUACAACAAACACCAAAUAUAAAUCUAAAAAACAAAAAAGAAAUAUUGUGGAAUAACAGCCCCUUAAUAUAAAGCAUCAUAAAAAAACCCUCUCUGUUUGAGGUUUAACCUACCUUCAAAGAGACAAUGUUUACAACCACUAGAGAACGCAUUUUAAUGUCUUCAAACAUAUGAUUUAUAACUCAUCUGUUCUGUUUCUCUUAAAUCAAACUGGCUCAUUUAUAAAAUGUGAUAAAUAUGGCUGAACAUCUUUAAUGAACAUGAAAAGAAUAGACAGUAGUAAACAGUAAUAGAGAAGACAGAUUGUGAGGCUGUACGUAGGCCUUUAUUAUGACUUCAAAUGAAACCAAAACGUUUUGAGAAAUGACAGACUUAGAAAAGAAAGGUUUUCACUCAAGACUCUGAAAGUAGUUUCAGUUUGGUGUUUAUGUCCCCUGAUGGGAUUUAGUCAACUAAAGUUCAUACGUCCAUACAUGUGAACAUAUUUCAGCUCCUUGUUACUUGUUAAAUUGUUUCCAUCCAGUUCACCUGACAGUCAUAGUGAGGACUGAACGUUUGUGUUGUUUCACCAGUAUUCUGAUUGUUUGAUGAAACUAAAGAUUGCAUCUAUGUGUUGAUGAUGUCAUGGUGAAUUAAACUGAGGGCUAUUGUUAUUAUUACGUACAUUUUCUGAUUAUACUGAACAUCUGAAUGACUUUAAACUCACUGAGAAUGUUUCUUGAUCUUCACACACCGGCUGAACCUCAUCACUUACUCUUUUCUGUGUUCUUUGGAUUUCACUCCACACAUGUAGACAUUUUGUUUUGUUACACGGUUCAGUCUAAAACAAUGAAGUACUGUAAUGAUGAACACCUCAUGCAUAUCUGUAAGUGUUUACUUUAAUAUAUUUGUCUACUGACACGUUUGACUAAAACUGAUGUUUUUAAAACCUUCUCUUAACAUUUCAGGGUUUUUUUUUCAUCUGUAAGAAUGUGACAUAUCUGCACAAAUGAUCCAAAAGAUUUGAAAUCCCUUUAGAAGUUAAAAAGAAGUCUUGAUAGGAAGUGUGUAAGAGAGAUGCUGGCAUUUAACAGGGAAGACUCAAAAGAAGAGGUUCAUAUGUUGUCAUGUUUUUGGAGGUUUUGUGCUGUGUUUUGAAUUAUUCAGAUGCCUCAUGAGAACAGUUUGAAGAGUUGAAACGUGCAGACAAUCACAGGAAUAUAUUGUUACUGAGUAGAAAACCCCAUAUUUAAAAAUAGAAGCUAUGACGUGAGGAGUUUGUGAAAUGCUCUGUUGAAGGUGAUUUAUAUUUUCUUGCUGUGGCUCUUUAAUGACAGAAUGUGAUAUUAAAAAAAAAAAGAUGCAUUGUAUGUUUUGAAUAUUUAAUCAGAUUUUAUUCCUUAACCAGGCUUGUUUACAACAUUUUUGCUCACUGUAUUUGUAUUUGAAAACAUGCACAACUUCUAUAUUUUCUUCCACUUUGCUGUGAAUAAAUCAUACUUGAAUAAAAGUCUAUUUGAAUGGUU
This is a messenger RNA of Labrus mixtus (cuckoo wrasse), 4774 nucleotides long. RefSeq names its product centriole, cilia and spindle-associated protein a (gene ccsapa). Gene Ontology annotation, biological process: regulation of mitotic spindle assembly. The transcript has 4 exons. NCBI's taxonomy places the organism in Eukaryota, Metazoa, Chordata, Actinopteri, Labriformes, Labridae. Gene Ontology annotation, molecular function: microtubule binding. Bases 153 to 1031 code for a protein of 292 amino acids. Gene Ontology annotation, cellular component: cytoskeleton; centriole; spindle. The record is from RefSeq and is a predicted model, not a curated record.